Saccoglossus kowalevskii is the source of this 864-nucleotide messenger RNA. Its product is annotated as RCC1 domain-containing protein 1-like. Lineage: Eukaryota; Metazoa; Hemichordata; Enteropneusta; Harrimaniidae. The record is from RefSeq and is a predicted model, not a curated record.
GGAAUGUGAAAACGUAGAGCACACGCGUGAAGUCGAAACAUGCAAUAUUUUGGCUUUGGUUACAAUGGAUUUGGACAACUUAUACAGCAGUCAUCCUUACAUGUCACAGCUAUCGAUACUGCUGUGAAAAUUAUGAAUGAAAGCACUUUGGGGGAUGACGCUGUCGAAAAUGAUGUUUCCAUGGUAACAUCUAACUGGAGUUCGAUAAGUAUAUGCAAAGGACAAGAAGUUCAUUUACAAGGGUUUAUUCAUGGGAAAAGGAAUCAGAAAAAAUCCUACAGUAGCGCUGUUCCUGUCCUUGAUAUUCUACUCACAGAAGAGGAUUUGUUUAUACUGAUGAAUGAUGGGAAAUCAUGCAAAGUAAUCAAAUAUACAUCAACUUUAGUGGAGGAUAAAAUUAUGCAAAUAAGACGUUUGAAAAAUAGUGAAGGUGAUGUCUUUGAGGAGACUGGAUUACAACAGAUUACGUAUGGUGAUACUCACAUGGUUGCAGUCACAGGUCGAAAUGAAGCUGGUGAGCUUGAGAUAAAAGAUGAUAGUUACAUGAUAUUCAAACCUUUUAUUACUAAUAUUAUUGUGAAGCAGGUUAGCUGUGGUAUCGGAGAUUUAUAUAUGUGGGGAUGGAACGAAUCAGGACAACUUGGUCUACCCAUGAAAGACCCACCAGGAAAUGAUACAGAACGUAAAUUUGGUAUGCUAGGGCUGCCCAAUAAAGACCCCCCUAAUAAAGAAAAAGAAACAUGCCCUGAUUCAGAUACCAAGAAGCAUUCUACAGACAAUGAAAUAAAAAAAGAUGAAUAUGAAAAGACACAGUGUUCAGAAAAUGCUCCCAAUGUGAAAGAGGAAGAAAUGACAGUAACCUAG